GGUCGCCUUCAUUUUCUUCUCCUCGAUUCUCUCCCCCUCCAGUUCCCCUCUCCCCUCUCCGUCUCUCGUCUCUGUGUCUCGUCUUCUUUCCCUUCCCUUCCCACAACUUCAACGCCACCACCGCACUGUUUGCAACGUUCACGCCAUGACCCAAGCCACCCCCACAACCGAUGCGAAGCUCGCAGCUCUCUGGGAGUGCGUCGGACGAUGGACCAACGACGUCCGCCAGAUCAAAUCCCCCCAGGAUGAAUACCAGCAAAAGUACGAUGUCAUCCGAGGCCGCUUCGACCACGAGCUUCAGCUAUCCAGAAAGCGCACGAUUCAACCCGAGAGCUCCCGUAGCAGCCUCGACACGCUUGUUCAGCUCGGCGCGGAGAUGAAGGAUCUCGAGAUCCAAUACAAGCAGUCGGUGACGGCCAUGGAACGAGAGUACCAGGAACGACUGGACGCAGCCCACAAGAGCUUUGCCAAUGCCAUCAUUGACGCCUUUGGGGACACCCUCUCUGGCUCUGGAAUUCAAGAUAAAUUGCGGCUGGCUCUGAUUCCUCGAGGGUCAACGGCUGAGACGGAUACGGCCGACGAGGGACCCGACACAACACCAGACUUGUGUACGGACCUGGAGGCGAAUUGUGCUCUAGACGAUCCUACCACAGGUGGGACAACUCCAGAAGAGACUCCAUCUUCAGGAGAGGCCGAAGUUCCUAUUUCCAAUCCCGAGUUCAAUCCAGAGGAGAACACAGUUCAACCGACGAGUCCAGUCCCAGACACAAAUGCCACUUCACAGAUGGAGCCGGGCUCAGAGGCAACCUCAGCUCUGCAGGAGGAUCUUCCACCACAGACGAAUCCAGCCUCACAGAUGAACUGGACUGCGGAGACGAAUACAACGGAGGCGAAUCCCAGCUUAGAGACGGAUCCAGCUCCACAUGUCAACUCGCCUGCACGGACAAAUCGCUCCUUGGAAACGAAUGUAGUUCCAGAAAUGAACUCAAACCCAACGUCGAAUCCAGCUUCCGGGACAAACAUCGCACAGAACGAGACAUUGAAGCAGGCCAAACGAGCACAUGAGCCCAACUCGGUCACCGCCUCGCAGGCUCCAGCCAGGAAAGGCCUGGUGCGCAUCCUUCCCAAACAACGUGAAGCCACCCAUAACUACGCAUCGACAGGUUGGACGCCAAUCAACCCUCGAAUGCCAUCAAACGUCCCCGCAGUCGAUCCCCAUCCGUCGACGAAAAGACCCCCAGUCACAAUAAUCGAUCAACAACAACAAAAACGCCCACGGCACGGUGAUGAGCCGGAAAGGGUCAUCGAUUUUGACGACGUCUUCCAGGAUGGAAAUGCCCCAGUCAAGUACAUCAUCGCACAGUUUCCCCGCAGAACUGGGGAUUGGUACAUCCUAGAGUGCAAAAAGCACCGCAAACACUUUGUCCACGACCCCGUCCAUGGUGCUGCUUCGCACCUCGCUAGUCGAAAGCACAGUAUGACAAGAGGGUACACCACCGCAGUGGAGACGCUUGGCACUCGUGUCCUCAAUUGCAACGACGUUUUGGCCGAGAAGAACAACGAAGUAGCAAGAUGCGCCUUCAAGAAAAAGCUUGAACUUGCGCGGAGUAGAUGUACCGAGCAAACCCAGCUGCAUUCAGGAGAUGAGGUUGAUAGUGACCAACAGAGCCUCGGCACGUCCAUCCCUAAACGUGUUUUCACUCCUGUCGUGGGCGGGAUCUAUGCUGCUCGUUACCCAAAAGUCAGGCAUAUCUAUCCAGUUCUCAUUCUUCCAUGGGAAAGUCUUGACCUUUCUAAAUGGAAGGCGGUCCUGUUGAGACGCACUCCCUCAUGCUAUCUCUUCGACAUGGAGGUAGACCCAUACCCACGGGGCUGGGCUGAAGGCUAUGAGAAUGGCGGCCCGUUGGCCAGCGAGAGACAUUACCCUACCAUUUACUUUGACGGUCGGCAGUUCCCCGAAGAGAGCUUUGUGGGCUGGGUUCGUGUCUCGAGAUUCACACCCUUUGACCCCGAUGACCCCAACAUUGUCAACCGAUCAAAAGUGGCCGAAUUUCUCCAGAGCAAAGAUUGUCGCCUCUCGUCCAACCAGCACGCUUCUCGAGAGCGAUGCAUCGUUAUUUCGGAUGAUAGCGAGGAUGAGGAUCUGGGUACUGGCAACGUUAUGGAACAAGAGAAUUCCGAGAAUGGGCCUGGUCGCAACAAGAGUACCAGCGACAACGGGGAGAAUACUACGAUUGGCGAACAAGGCUUCAGCCAAGAUACAGGAAACCUCCCUGGGACGCAAAUUCAGAAAAUCCCGAGUUAUGCCAGAAACUUGCUGCACCCACUUCCGCAGCCCACGACAGGCGUUGAAGGACAACGAGCAGAGAAGCCUGGAACUGCCGGUCAGUCGGGCCAGCCAACCCUGCAGUGGAUCCUUGAGCGGCCCCAGGACAGGUUCAUAUCCACGAGGUUGCCCGAGGAUGAGGAGAAAACAGCACUUGCACCGAUGGCUGUCAUGUCGACGACACAGGAGGUGGUUGGCGGUGGAUGGCCAUCAUUCCCCAUAGAUGGAAUAACGAAUGCACCUGUUGAUGUAUAGGUACGACGCCGGAACACACAAGUCGACGGCUGUCGACCUCAGCAAGCCGAAUUCCAGCCGAGGGCUAGAUCCGGGCAGGUUUUCACGUCUUGUUCCUCAGCCUUGUCUACAACAGUGAGGCAGUGACUUCUUUGACCCUGUCAUGAAUGCACAAUUUAGGCCAAGUCGUUGCCAUGUCUAGUGUGCAGCCUGCGGCGACAACAACGCAACUAGUGUGGCAGGCGGUCUGGGACGUUUGGGCUAGCUGGUUGCUAGCAGGGAUCUAAAAGGGAUAAAAAGGGGAGGGACGCAUUAUGAACCUUGAUUUAAUUUCCCAUUCGUUAGACUUAAUGAAUUUAUUGCCUUGAUUUUGA
Ilyonectria robusta is the source of this 2934-nucleotide messenger RNA. RefSeq lists its product as uncharacterized. Lineage: Eukaryota; Fungi; Ascomycota; Sordariomycetes; Hypocreales; Nectriaceae. The transcript has a single exon. The record is from RefSeq and is a predicted model, not a curated record. The coding region runs from base 146 to 2581 and encodes 811 amino acids.